AUGACCCUCAAUAACCUGCGAGAGCUCGCCCACUGGAAGAAUACGAAAAAGCAGAGCAACUCGGUUAAGGGAAAGCGCCGAGAUGAUGGGCUUUCUGCUGCUGCCCGCAAGCAGAGGUGCCCCAUCAUCUCUACCCCCAGGGACUCGGAGAUCAUGCAGCAGAAGCAGAAAAAGGCAAACGAGAAGAAGGAGGAACCCAAGUAGCUUUGUGGCUUCGUGUCCAACCCUCUUGCCUUUCGCCUGUGUGCCUGGAGCCAGUCCCACCACGCUCGCGUUUCCUCCUGUAGUGCUCACAGGUCCCAGCAUCGAUGGCAUUCCCUUUGCCCUGAGUCUGCAGCGGGUC
This is a messenger RNA of Callithrix jacchus (white-tufted-ear marmoset), 343 nucleotides long. Lineage: Eukaryota; Metazoa; Chordata; Mammalia; Primates; Cebidae. The record is from RefSeq and is a predicted model, not a curated record.